Molecule: messenger RNA, 2815 nt
Organism: Gambusia affinis (western mosquitofish)
Lineage: Eukaryota; Metazoa; Chordata; Actinopteri; Cyprinodontiformes; Poeciliidae
Gene: aph1b
Product: APH1B gamma secretase subunit
Exons: 7
Coding region: 411-1187 (258 amino acids)
Biological process (GO): protein processing; Notch receptor processing; positive regulation of catalytic activity
Cellular component (GO): gamma-secretase complex; membrane; endoplasmic reticulum
Molecular function (GO): protein-macromolecule adaptor activity
Source: RefSeq, a predicted model, not a curated record
CUGAUUCAGAAAACCACCCCUACGCUCAGACGGAGGCCUUACCUUAAGGAAUAAAAAUAGAAAUUGAUCUUAAAGUUUUCGGUUCCCGGACAAAAUAUUGGCUAAAACAAAAACGUGAACACUGACUUAUACUGACCUACAUUGUUAAGGAAAAUUAGCUUUCUCUGAAAUACAUUCUGAUAUAGAUGUUCAUGUUUGUCUUGUUUAUAGUCGCAGAAAGGCAAGCGAGUCACGUGAUAGAGUGUGACGUCAUGAGAAUCCUGUGAUACCGAAGUGAAAUUAGGAAGGAGAAUCACCGCUCAGACUAGGCGGUUACCUGGUCUAAAGUAAAGACGAACCCCUGCGGUUUAGCUGUGAACAGAACCGAACCGGGUUUUGGAGCCACAAGACCUUCCAGCUACCGAGCCAACAUGACGGCGGCGGUGUUUUUCGGCUGCACAUUCAUCGCCUUUGGCCCAGCCGUCUCCCUAUUCCUGUUCACCAUCGCCCGGGAGCCGCUGAGGGUCAUUUUCCUUAUAGCAGGGGCAUUCUUCUGGCUGGUGUCGCUGCUGCUGGCCUCCCUGGUGUGGUUUAUUUCGGUUCAGAUCAGUAACAAGGAGAGUGCGUCGCAGCAGAAGGGUCUGCUCAUCUUCGGUGUGGUGCUGUCCGUCCUGCUGCAGGAAACUUUUCGCUUCGCCUACUACAAACUGCUCAAGAAAGCAAAUGAAGGCCUUCUUGCUUUGAGUCAAGAGGAAACGAUGCCAAUAUCUAUACGACAGCUCGCCUAUGUGUCUGGCCUCGGCUUCGGCUUUAUGAGCGGAGCGUUCUCUGUGGUCAACAUCCUGGCCGACUCUGUGGGUCCAGGCACUGUGGGGAUCCACGGCGACUCUCAACACUACUUCCUGUCAUCAGCCUUCAUGACCAUGGCCAUCAUCCUGCUUCACAUGUUCUGGGGCAUCAUCUUUUUCGACGGCUGUGAGAAGCAGCGCUGGUUAGCCGUAGCUGUGGUCGUCGCCACUCACCUCCUGGUUUCCUGCUUGACCUUCCAGAACCCACAGUACGUCUCCAGCCUGGUUCCCACCUACAUCGUCAUGUUCUUCAUGGGCGUUUGGGCGUUUUACACCGCAGGCGGCUCCCUGAGGAACCUCAAACUCUGCCUCACCUGCAAAGACAAGGACUUCCUGCUGGCCAACCACCGGCCCAGAUAACGGCGCGAGCUCAUCGGUUUACAGGACUCAAUCCAAAGAUCUACACACACAUUAUUAACCUUUUUAAUUCGCUGUUUCACUUGGCCGCUUACUUACUAUGUUUAGUCUGUAAAAACGUAAAUUUUUCAGGUGAAACAGGUGAGUUAAACUGCAAAAACACAACAUUUUAAAAAGUAUUUUUGGCUAAUUUCUAGUGCAAAUAUCUUUGUACAUUUGAACUAACAAGUAACUUUUCAGCAAGAUGCAGGUGCUUGUUUUAAGUCAAUUCUUUAAUAUUGACUGGAAGAUUAUCUCACUUAUAACAAAAAACAAUUCUCUAAGUGAAAUAAUCUGACAGUGGAGCUAGAACCUUUUCUUCAAUAUUAAAGUAUUAUUUACUUAAAUCAGAUCUUACAUCUUUCUGGAAAGUUACUUUUUAGUUUUUGUAUUAUUUCAAUUGUUUACUUGGAUAUUUGCACAAGAAAUUAGACCAAAAGUAAUUGGUAAAAUUUUGUGUUUUUGAAGUGUAUGCAGUGUAAACUAUCUUAGCAUUACCGUUGACUUAACUGCAAAAACCAAAAUAUUUCCAAGUAUUUUUGUCUAGUUAUUAGUGCAAACAUUUCAGUAAACUUUAAUUAAAACAAAAUACAGAUACAGGAGCUUUAUUUUAAAUCCAUAAUUGAUUGGUAUUAAAAAGUUUUUGUUCAACUGGCUGAUUUAUUUAUUUAUUUUUUUUUUAACUAACAUGGGAAAAAUAACUUCUUAUAAGUGAAAUAAUAUUACUAUAUUAAUAAAUAAAUUAUUGACUUAAAACAAGCUCUCAUAUCUUGCUGAAAAAUUAAUUCAAGUGCACCAAGAUAUUUUCACUAAAAACUAGAGCAAAAAUCAAUUUUGUGUUUUUGCAGUGCAUAUCAGCUCAGUUUCUGCUUUUUUUUCUCUGCUGAUUCUGUAGAAAAACUUUGAAAAAUCAUUUAGGUUCUGCUCAAAUGAACAAGUCUGAAGACGUCGUGCCAGAUGUGUGAAAACCGACUAAAUGUGGGGCGAUCCAUGUGUGGAAAACUCGUGUACAUAAGGAAACAUUUCUGAAAAUAAUGAUUCUGUUGGAGCUGAGAUGAACACAUGGUUGGUAUUUAUGUGUUUUAACUAAUCCAGUUUUACUAACUUGGGGUUGCUGGUUCACUUCCUCCAUUUUUUUUUUUUUUUUUUUUUUUUAGCUUGAAGUUGAAUGUGGAGAUUUCCUUUCAGCUGAUUGUUUAUGAACUUUUCUAUAAACUCAAACGCAACAAAGUGUUCGCUCAAUGAGAAAAAAUCUUAUUUUGUUUUAUUUUGAAAAACAAAAUAAGAGUAGAUGAAUGUCUACUACUCUAAUAAGUAGACAUUCCUCUACUCUUAUUUUGUUUUUCUUUUGAGUUUUUGUCGGAUUCCUCACUGAAUGUUUUGUUUUUCCAUUGCACCUGAUUUUAUGUUGAUUUAUUUUUUAUGUGCUGUUUGUAAAAAUUGAAAGCGUGACGUAGAUAAGAUGGAAGCUGGAUAAACAUGCAGGUCAUGCAUGUUUAGCUGGUUUUAGUCUGUGAGCGAAUCAGAAAAUUGUGCAGGUGGAAAACCUGAUGGGUACAGACCGGCAAUAAUAAAUUUUGUUAUGUUAAAAA